Messenger RNA from Penicillium taxi, 327 nucleotides. RefSeq lists its product as uncharacterized. The record is from RefSeq and is a predicted model, not a curated record. Bases 1 to 327 code for a protein of 108 amino acids. Lineage: Eukaryota; Fungi; Ascomycota; Eurotiomycetes; Eurotiales; Aspergillaceae. The transcript has a single exon.
AUGGAUUAUAGCUCUGAAUCUGAAAUCCAAUUUGAGCUCUAUAUAGAGCCAGAUUCUAUUGAAUCCCCUUCAGUUAAAUCCCCUUCAGUUAAAUCCCCUUCAGUUAAAUCCCCUUCAGUUGAAUCCCCCAAGAUCGAACGCGCAUUAUACACAUUCCCAAUACUACCCAACCAGUCCGGCGUGGCCGAAAAACGGGGUAUUGAAAGCACCCUAAGUGGUGGUGACGACACCACUCAGGCUGAAUCCAGACCCCGUCGUACACGACGGCGACCUGAGGAUCCUGACAUGGAGUACUAUCAGUUAACUUGGACACUCCAUUCGCGUUGA